Messenger RNA from Trematomus bernacchii (emerald rockcod), 875 nucleotides. RefSeq lists its product as uncharacterized. The record is from RefSeq and is a predicted model, not a curated record. The transcript is spliced from 7 exons. The coding region runs from base 106 to 651 and encodes 181 amino acids. Lineage: Eukaryota; Metazoa; Chordata; Actinopteri; Perciformes; Nototheniidae.
AAUACGACACCAGCCCCGGUAUUUAUUCACUUCCGGUAUUUGAUCGGCGCUCCUCGGAACAUCUCUCAACAAAAAAAGCUGCUGUCCGGUGAAUCUCAGCUGAAGAUGGCGACCUCCUUCAGAUUCGGAUCCACGAUCGACCCGUGCAGGACGGCUGCUGCUGAGAGGGCAGUGCUGGAGGAGGACGAGGAAAUGAUUGGCAAAGAAGCACACCUGGAUCCGGACUUCCUCCUGCAGUGUCCCUUCGAUAAGAACCACCUGAUCCGGGUCUGCCGCUUCCCGUACCACCUGAUAAAGUGCAGGAAGAACCACCCGAAGCUGGCGAGCGAGUUGAAGACGUGUCCGUACAACGCUCGUCACCUGGUGCCUCAGAACCAGCUGAUGUCCCACACGGAGACCUGCGAGGACCGCAUCUCUGUGGACACUGAAGACCGCGGCAGCACCAACGGACCGAUCCCCCUGCAGGUCCCCGUCAGCAUCUGGGUCAACCCCGACAUGUCCGAGGACUGGGACGAUGAGGCUGAUGACGCAGCGCCUCCAUUUGUGUGGGGGGUGAACACGGUGAUGGAUCAUCAAUUUGAGAUGAAGCCGACCAACAACCUGGGUCCGAGCUUCAGGACCCCCAACACGCUGCCCUGGGCCGAGUUGUAAAUCGUGUGAACAAAACAAAACAACACUCAUGCAUUAAUAUUUCUUUUAGAAUGUGUUCUUGGCAUGUCCUUAACCUUAACCCCAUUUAAAGUUUUAAAUCGGCACUCGCUGAGGAAACUGAUGGCCUUUAAUCUUGUUUUUGAGUUACGGGUGUUGGUGUGUUGUAUUCUGUGUGCUUGUUUUUAUUAAAAGGUGCUUUAGUUAUGAACGUCUUCAUUAAUGAA